Penicillium chermesinum is the source of this 1746-nucleotide messenger RNA. RefSeq lists its product as uncharacterized. The transcript is spliced from 2 exons. The record is from RefSeq and is a predicted model, not a curated record. Lineage: Eukaryota; Fungi; Ascomycota; Eurotiomycetes; Eurotiales; Aspergillaceae. The coding region runs from base 1 to 1746 and encodes 581 amino acids.
AUGGCUUCGAGUGAUCCUGCAAAGCCUCCGGAUGGCGAGGCCCCCUCGUAUCAUCCGUUGAAUGACCACUUCGAUCUUUCCCUAAAUGACUCAAUUUUCGAGCCUGGUCUAUGCCUUGGCCAAUUAGUCGACGAUGGAAGUCAAAAUCUUUUCAAUGAUGAAGAUGUGUAUUCGUUUAUGCCUUUAUCGGUCAAUGGGACCGCACUGGCUCCCGACAGCCUCCAGUUCGGAGAGUCGUGGUCGUCUAUUGAAGGGCUGUCGGAUAUGCAGGCUACGGCCCAUGUGCAAAAUCAAAACCAGAUGUUUACUUCGAACUAUGCUAGUCCCCUUGAUAAUUGGUCGUGGCGUACGCAGCCGCCUCUAGAUUCUGAAGUGACUCCAUCGAGCAAUCUCGAUCUCCAACAACGGCCAAUGCAUUCAUCUGCUGGGAGGCGAGGAUUACCCCGGCGGAAGAGCCGAUAUCUAAUAUCAUCGGAAGGAAGCACAACCCCGGUAUAUAUCCCGAAUUCGAGUGGCUUAGACCCCAUGCAGCGCUGGCAAGAAUCUCCACCCGAAGAUGAACCAGCGUCGAUGACGGCAAUCAUGAAUGCCAUGGAAGAGACAACGGCGUCUCAUACGGCAAGCGAUAAAAGCAAAGUCAGAUCAUCCAGUGCCUUCCAAAACUACCGUCGCGCUAGGUCUUUCACUAGCGGCGGAUCCAGUGCGUCGUCAACCGAUUCGGCAUGGUCGUCAGCUGGAACAUCUCCAAGGAGCUCGAAGCAUCGGCCUGCACGGGCCGCGGUCAGCAAGAAUAAGAAAACAGAUGGUAAGCCGCGUAUAUUCUGCUGUACCUUCUGCUGUGAUAGAUUUAGGACCCGGUAUGAGUGGGUUCGCCAUGAAAAGUCUUUGCAUUUGAGCCUGGAAACCUGGUAUUGUGCACCGCUCGGGCCGUCUGUGUUCUCUCCUGUCACUGGAAAGGAACAUUGUGUCUACUGCAAUGAGAUGGAGCCUUCUCAAGAACACCUGGAUACCCAUAACUACCGCGCUUGCCAAAAUGCCUCUAAAGAGUUCCGUUCAUUCCGCCGGAAAGACCACCUCGUGCAGCAUCUCCGACAUACACACAAGAUACAAGAAGUGCCCUUACUGGACGACUGGAAAUUCGAGACUAAAAAUAUUCCCUCUAGAUGUGGAUUUUGCGACACCAUCUUGGACACCUGGGAUGCUCGCAUCGAGCACCUGGCCCGACAUUUCCGUCAGGGAUCCACCAUGAAGGAUUGGAAAGGUGACCAUGAGUUCCCACCGGCGAUCACAGCUCAGCUCAAAAAUGCCUACCCUCCCUAUCUCCUGGGCUGGGAAUCGGAGAGCAUCCUCCCUUUCUCGGCCACUAGCUCCGACGUGCGUGAUCAGUAUGCGCAUGUGAUGUCGAAAACCACGCUCCAGGACGAGCAAGAAAGCACAGAGCCGGCGUCUUCAGGCCCUGUUAAUCGAGAUCCAACGAAGCUCGAAUUCCACAACUUCUUGGCCGUUUUUACUCGGCACCUGAGCAAGUAUGCGCGAAAACAAAUGGAAUUGGGAAUCAUCCCUACCGAUGAAAUGUUCCAGCAAGAGUCGAGAAAGGUGCUUUUUGACAGCGAAGAUGCUUGGGACCAGACUAUCGCGGACAAUCCGGACUGGCUCUCUGCGUUUCGCCGGAUGCACUGUGAAUCUGAAGAGCCGGGCGAUAAGAAACAAGAUAAACAGAUGAAUAAUGACCUUGGAGGCGAAUGA